Messenger RNA from Photinus pyralis (common eastern firefly), 1178 nucleotides. RefSeq names its product bone morphogenetic protein 10-like. Gene Ontology annotation, cellular component: extracellular region. Lineage: Eukaryota; Metazoa; Arthropoda; Insecta; Coleoptera; Lampyridae. Gene Ontology annotation, biological process: BMP signaling pathway; SMAD protein signal transduction. The record is from RefSeq and is a predicted model, not a curated record. The transcript is spliced from 3 exons. Gene Ontology annotation, molecular function: growth factor activity; cytokine activity. Bases 35 to 1171 code for a protein of 378 amino acids.
UGUAUCCGUGCUAAUCGUGUGCUUAUUUCUAAUUAUGUACCUUAAAAAAUACAAUUUUGUCAAUAACACGUCGAUAGAGUUGAAAUUUAUCAAUUCGAAGGAAAUUUUAAAUGAGUCGCGCCUCCCUAUAAAAGCGUCACGGGGCGAAGAACGAAAGGUUAACAAAAAGAGAAUACACAUACCGAAGAUUAUGCUAGAGCUCUACGAGGAAAGGAACAGGAAUGAGUAUGGACUAAAUUUUUCUAAACCGGACAUUGUGCGAAGCGUCAUCCCCAAAAAUGCAGGUACUUUGAAAAACAAAAUUUUGCAAAGCGUCGAAGAAAACCACGUACUGAUCUUCGACGUGCCUCCUCUACAUCGCGACGAGGAAUUCUUGGGCGCAGAGCUGCGUGUCUUCACUUUGCUGAACAACACUGCCAGUAGAGCACAAGGGGUGGAACGAUUUUUGAAGGUGUUAGUCUACAACGAAUCCUCCGAGGACAUGGAUUUACUAACCGAAUGUCAUAUCUUCAAAACCGAAAGUAACUGGAUCAACUUUAACGUGACCAAUCCGGUGAGAGGACUGUUAAAGCGCAACACGAAGACCAUCUCACUCAAACUGGUUAUAUCGGUUAAAACGUUCCUUCCAUUUUACGACAACAACGCGCACGAAUUCAAAUUGUCCUUGCUGCCGGUAUCUGAAGAUUUCGACCACGAUUAUCCGAUUUUGUUGCUGUCGUAUAUGAGCUUGAAAACGACACCGGUUCACAGACGGAAAAGAGGAAUAGACGAAGAUUACGAAGAAGAAACGAAUCGAAUUUGGGAUAACGAUAAGGAACAGAAGGCGAACGCGAAGAAAUUGAAACGUUUGAAGAAUACGUGCAAACGCAAGCCAUUGUACGUCAACUUUUCGGAAAUAGAAUACGACACUUGGAUUGUCCAACCCAGCGGGUACGAAGCUUAUCAGUGUACGGGCAAGUGUUUCUACCCGGUUGCGGAGCAUCUUUCUCCAACCAAGCACGCAAUCGUUCAAGCUUUACUUCACAGCGUUUUUCCAUCACGCGCUCCUCGAUCUUGUUGCGUACCGACCAGACUGGAAUCCAUUUCACUGCUGUAUGUUGACGAUCGCGGUGUCUUGACGUACCGUUUUGGAUACGAUGAUAUGGUCGUAGCUGAAUGCGGAUGUCGCUAAAUCUAUG